Messenger RNA from Malassezia globosa CBS 7966, 4419 nucleotides. RefSeq lists its product as uncharacterized. Lineage: Eukaryota; Fungi; Basidiomycota; Malasseziomycetes; Malasseziales; Malasseziaceae. Gene Ontology annotation, molecular function: actin filament binding; microfilament motor activity. The transcript has a single exon. Bases 1 to 4419 code for a protein of 1472 amino acids. The record is from RefSeq and is a predicted model, not a curated record. Gene Ontology annotation, cellular component: myosin II complex; myosin filament; cytoplasm.
AUGAACGAUGCGGGUGCCAGCGGCAACGAGCAUCUAGGGUUAUCCAAGGUCCAUCAUAGUUCGUUACUGCCGCCGAUCUCCGAUCUCAUGGAUACCAGUGCGCUGUCGUCAUCACGAACAUCGCGGUCGGCACGCAGCUUAAACAGUGUGAAUGGGCUUGGUAUGGAUGCUGCCUCUUCGUCAGCCUAUACGGCGCCGCAGACGCCUUCGUACUUGCAUAGUGCCGACGCAGAUACGUCGAAUGUAUCCGCCUCGUCCGUCGCGCUCCUUGAUGACUUGCUCGUUACGUACUCGCUCCUUGAGGCUGAGCCGUAUCAGGCGCUUUCACUCGAGCAAGUGGCUGAACUACGCCGGAAGCAGCACAAGCUAAGCACCUCACUCAAGAGCAUGCAGGAGCGCAUAUCCCUAGAGAAGAAGAUGCGCGGCGCCACACAUAUGCUGCACGCGUACAAGCCCAGUAGUACGGCAAAAACUGUAGGCGCUGCCUCCACGCACGAGGAUCCUGCGACGCAGCGAGAUGAUCUUCAUGCCAAGAUGCUGGAGGUGUCGUCAGCCAUGGAGCGGACGGACCAAGUCAUGCAACAGUUUAUUGAGGCUUCAGAUGGUCUUCAUGAUGCGCAAAAUCGACUGCUUUCUCCCCAUGUGGCUGUACUCCGUGCUCCCCCACACGCGGAACGUCCGCCGCCCACGAUGGACAUGUCUACGUCCUCGUCGUCCCGUGGGAUGCGAACUCCCCACACAUGGACGCAUGGCUUUCUCACCCCGCGCGGAAGCACAUCACGCCUUGCUCGUUCUUUCAACACGCACACCGGCAGUCCGAGCUCACAGCGUGGCACGCCCUCUCGAAAUGAGAAUGUGCAUGCAUUGUCGGAAGAGUCGCCUGGUUCCGAUGAGCAUGGCGGUCUGAUGGACGAGGUUGAGCGGCUUCAGGCACAUCGUCGUGGAUUGUCGAUGCAGCUUGCAUCGACGGGAAAGCGGCAAAAAGACUUACGAAAGCGACUGAGUCUGCUAUGUGCACAACACACGGAACUCGGUGACUUUUUGCAGGAGGAUGAAGCAGAUAACGAGCCGACUGAUCGGUCUGCUACAAGCCCCGCUUUGGCCGAACAAGAACACCGGAUCAAUGAAAUGCAAAGCGAGCACGACGAGCAGAAGCUCCAGAUCAUUCUACAAUUUGAGCAAGAGCGACGCCAUUUGGAAGAACAGCACGCGAAUGAGCUGCGUAUGGCGAGCGCCGCGGCCGAACAGCGGGGGCUCAAGCGGGCCGAGGAGUUGCUUUCGUCGCUACAAGAGCAGCGACAGAAGCACGAUACAGAGCUCAAGAAGCUGAACCUGUCAAUGGAGGAGACUCAGCAACAUUAUGCCAAUGAGAUUCAUCAUAUGCACGAGCUACUCGAACGUGCACAGCAACGUCACGACCAGGACCGGCGUGAUGCAAGUGUGUCUUUUGAGGACAUUCGGCAACGGCAUGCAAAAGAGCUAGACAGUGCGAACGCAGCUCUGGAAGAAGCACAAAGCUUCCACGCGGUCGAGCAGACACAUGCUAAUGUAUCGCAGGAAGCUCGAGAGCAGCAGCACACAAAAGAAUUGGAUCAAAUGCGCCACUCGCUUCGCCAAGCCGAACAGACCCUUGCCGCUCAACAAGCUCGUAUGGAUGCAGCGAUGGAGGAGCUCAAGAGCCAGUAUACGAAAGAAUUGGACGAUGUGAAGCAGGCGCUGAAGCAUGCGAAUGAGGAACAUGCCCGGGAACUAGACGGAUCCCGAGAAACGACUGAUAAGGCUCAGCAGCAGCUGCUUGCCGAGCAGAACCGGAUGAACGAAUCAGUGGACGAGCUCAAGAGGCUGCAUGCAACUGAGCUGGGUGAUGUGAAUACAGCGCUUAUGGCGGCACAGCAGCAACUUGCGACGGAACGCAAUCACAUGAGCGUCACAAGGGACGAGCUCAAGAAGCAGUAUACCAGCGAGCUCGAGGAGGCUCGUCUUGCUUUAGAGCGCAUGCAAGCUGCGCAUGCGAAGGAGCUCGAAGAGACACGCUUGACGCUCGCUGAUACGCAGGAGCAACUGGCUACAGAGCGGAAUGAUGCGAGUGUCGCGAUCCAUGAACUCAAGAAGCAGCACGAAAACGAGCUCGAAGAAGCUCGACGAGCUGUAGAACAAGCCCGGAGUGACUUGUUGAUGGAACUUGAUGAGGCACGCGCCGCUCUAGCUACGGCGCAGCAGCAACUCGCCACGGAGCGGAACGAUGCGAAUGCUUCGAUCGAUGAACUCAAGAGGCAGCAUGAAAACGAGCUCGAAGAAGCCCGACAAGCUGUAGAGCAAGCCAGGAGCGACCUAAUGAUUGAGCUCGACGAGGCACGUGUCGCCCUAGCUACAGCCCAACAGCAACUGGCUACACAGCGGAACCACGCGAAUGUCUCGAUCGAUGAACUCAAAAAGCAACAUGACAAAGAACUUGAAGGGCUGCGUCUCGCGCUUCAUCAAACCCAAGAGGAACACGCGAAUGAGCUCGAGGCAUCUCGCACUGCGCAUGACAAUGCUCAGCAGCAACUUGCCACUGAACGAAAUCAUUUGCGUGUAUCGAUGGACGGACUGAAGAAGCAGCACGAUGACACGCAAGAAGCGCUUGAGAAGGCACGCAGUGGAUCCGAGCGGGCCAGAGACUUCCAUGCAAAGGAGCUCGAGGACAUUCAAGGUGCUUUGGAUGCCAUGCAGCAGCAGCUAGCGACGGAACGCAAUGACAUGCAAGUGGCCAUGGACGAGCUGCGACAGCAGCAUGCAAAAGAGCUCGAGUCUACACGAGCUGCGAUGGACGAGUCACAGCGCAGGCACAGCGAAGAGACGCAGGGCAUGCGCAUGUCGUUCGAACGGGGGCAUCGACUACAAGAAACAGAGUUGAAUGAGACACGCCAAGCGCUGCAAGAUGCGCGUGACCAGCAUGCGAAGGAGCGCGAAAACACUCACUCCUACCUUGAGGAUGCACAGCAACGGCGAGCUAAAGAGCUAAAUCAGGCUAACCACGCCUUGCAAGAGACGCAGCUUCUGCAGGCCAAAAACCAACACCAGACGCAAGAGCUUUGCGAUGUGCACGAGCGACAGGAGCAGACACAAAAGGCACUGUUCGACACGCAAGAAGAACGUGUACACGAGCGAAUGGAAUCAGACGCUGCUCACAAGCAGACGGCCAAAUCACUCAGUGAUGAGCUGACACGGAUCCAAGCAGAGCUUUUGGCGCACCAGGAGCGCGAGUCAGAGUUGCUUGUGAAGCACGAAUCGGAACUGGCCAGGCGUGAUGCUGAGCAUGCCGAUACCUUAAGCCAUAUGCGCGCAAGUCAUGCGGAUGCUGUGGAUCAACUGAAUGCAGGUCAUGCUGAAAAGAUCGGCAAGCUCCAUACUCAGCAUAACGACUUGCUUCACACGCUGCGCUCAGAGCCGAGGUCUUCGGCGCACAUGGACACACUUCGUUCCGAGUACGAACAGCGGUUCAUGGAGCUUAAGCGGCAGCAUGCGAUAGAGAAGCAGGAGCUGGAGGACCAGCAUGCCAAGUCGUCAGCUGCUCUGCAAGCGCGCGUCGCACAGCUGGAAUCUGAGCAUGCGACAUUGCAGCCGUCUCCGAAUACUAGUGCUUCUCGCGAUCGUAAUGAUAUGCGCAACCAGCCUUCUGCAGUCCCAACACUAUCGCGUCGUCUGCACAUGAUGUUUGGUGGUGGUGAGUCGACAGAGGAACCGGCUUCGGCGCCGUCAUCAGUGCCUGCCUCGGGGUCGGGAUCCGCGGAUACAGACGAGGCAGCCUCCAACACACCAGAUGCGACCCGCUCAACGGAACGGGAGCUGCGUGCGCAGCUGGCUGCUGAGCGCGAGCAAAAAGACCUCGUCGCACGUCGACUCGAAGAGGUCAUGGUUCUAUACCGCACGGCGCUGCGUGACCGCACAUCCGACAAGCCGCUACCUGUGGCGUCUGAAGGCACUGUGACGAAUGAAGCGAACAACCGUACUGGACCGGCUGCUGACAGGCGAGAACCGGCGAAUGAAUCAGAAUCGUCAGCAGCAGUACAACCGGCCGAAACACGAGAAGCAGCAGCAGCAGGUCCGCCGUCACCAAGCAUGGAAGAGCCUCUCAUUCCACACACACCCGAACCACAUACGCCAACGACGCCAGAAGUGCCCGACACACCAAGACGCCUAACUCGCUUGGAAACAUACAUCGACAAUGCAUCUACACCAACGCAUCGUACGGAGCGGCGCACCGACCCUCGUGCACGUAUUCUUGAGAUGGAGCUUGACAAGCAUCGACGCGCAGCUGAGCAGUCGCGCUUUGCGUACGAGCAGCUGAAACUUCGAUAUGACGUGGACAUCGCGAGCACGGCACGUGAGCGAGAGCUCGUUCAAAGAUGGAUCCCAGGGCUGGCGCGAUGUGUGUGA